AUUCGUAGCUGCUAGUAGCUGCCGUUCGCGGCGCUCAUCAGUCACUGUGUGCUGUGUGGUGUAUAUCAGCGUUGAGGGCACGAGUUUCCGCGUGACUCUCUGUGAGACGUGUGCUCCGAUUGUGCGUUGUGUCACACUGUUGUGUUAUACACGAUUAUGCUGUAUAGAAACGUGAUUGUGCGCGCGUCAACAGUAUGUACACGCUAUUACAUAUACUGUUAAUACUAGCACACCGCUUGUACGCCACGUUCUGUUACGCCUGCACCGCGUUACAACGAAUGUACACAGAAUUCUUCUGGUACGCCGCGACCGUGAGCACGGCGACGGAGCUCGACGCGCUGGUGCACACUCUCGCGCGUGCCAAAAAGAUCCCGAAACACUUGGUGAUCAUACACGCGCUGUGCGACCAGUCGCUCCUGGACUAUGUGCGUAUCAUUGGUUGGUGCAUCACACUUGAUAUACGUCAUAUCAGCUUCUUCGACCGUAAUGGUUUUUUUAAGAGAAAUGAAAGCAAUCUUAAAGAACAGUUUGCGAAAAAGUGGCCUGAUUUAGUAGAAAAUAUUACCUGGAAUUCUUAUACAAAGGCACCUAGUCAAAAUGGAAUAACAGACAGCAGGACAAAAAUAAAUGUAUCAUUCUUAUCCGACGUAGAUGGUAAAGGAAAGAUAGUAACAUUAACACAAUCAUUGGCAAAGGCCGUAUCUUCAGGGAAACUUGAUCCAGAAGAAAUCACGGACCAACUAAUUACUGAAAAGUUACAAAUAAAAGGGAUGCCCGAUCCCGAUCUUGCUUUAAUAUACGGUUACAGUUGUUCCACACAUGGUCUUCUACCGUGGCACACAAGAACAACAGAAUUUUUAAUGCUGCCACUGUACGUUAGUAUUACAGUGAAAGAUUUCGCGUAUAUAUUAGAGAGAUAUAAUAAAUGUGUACAACGGUACGGGAAAUGAUAUGCUUGUACAAUAUAUAGAAAUGCUCGAUUUUCAAAUUGGAGCCACGUCCUUCGUGGAUUUGUUUUCGACAAUUGAAAUCUUGAAAAUAAAUCUGAAAACAUCGUUGAAAGCAAAAGAUGUGGCACCAAACCAGAAACUAAACAGAGCCAGUGUAAAAAUAAAACAGAUCAUCAAG
Messenger RNA from Harpegnathos saltator (Jerdon's jumping ant), 1128 nucleotides. It is a transcript of the gene Tango14, whose product is annotated as transport and golgi organization 14. Gene Ontology annotation, molecular function: ditrans,polycis-polyprenyl diphosphate synthase [(2E,6E)-farnesyl diphosphate specific] activity. The record is from RefSeq and is a predicted model, not a curated record. The coding region runs from base 195 to 950 and encodes 251 amino acids. The transcript has 5 exons. NCBI's taxonomy places the organism in Eukaryota, Metazoa, Arthropoda, Insecta, Hymenoptera, Formicidae. Gene Ontology annotation, cellular component: endoplasmic reticulum membrane; dehydrodolichyl diphosphate synthase complex.